GGUCGGCCUCAGCUGGCCCCGGCACGCCCCCGGCUGGCUUUGCGCGGCCCCUGCUCGCGCAGGCGAAGUAUGGCCAUGCCGAGACGGCUGCCGGUUCCCCGCGGCUUCCGGGGCGCCCGGGCCCUGCCCGCGCUCCUCCUGGGCGUGCUGCUGGCAGCCGCGACGUGCCGCGUCCAGUCCGCGAUGUACUUCGCCUUCGCGGCGCCAGCGCGGGCCGGCCCGAGGCUCAGCCUCGGGAGCGCAGCAGCACCCACGGGGUGGGGCCACACGGCCGCCGCGCCCCUGCCGCCGGCGGCCUCCCCGGUGGCACGGCGCGUCUUCGGCCUGGGCACCUCGGAAAUUUUGGUCAUCCUUGCCAUUGGUGCACUAGUGCUGGGCCCCGACGCGCUGAAGAACGUUGCCAAGGAGGCUGGCAAGGCCGCGUCUGACUUGAAGGACGUGCCGGACGCCUUCCAGGAGGGAAUGAACCAGGGCAAGAAGCCUGAGAGCAAGGAGGAGCCAGAGAAGAUGCUGAAAGAGCCGGAGGCCGCUGCGGGGAAGAAGGCCGCCGACGACAAGGCCGCAGAGAAGGCCUGAGAGUAUGGCGCGAACCAGGUCAGAUCAGCCGGGCGCUCGCUCGUGACGCGCUCAUGACACCACCCACCAAGAUCGGUGGUCACCUCGACCGAGGAAAGACGACUCCCGAUCUUGAUUGUAGUGGUAGUGCAUUGCGCACCUCAGUAGGUUAAGUAUCACCAGCAGCACAGAGAUCGUGGGUCAGCCCCGAUCGAUUGACUUGACUCCCGAUCUUGGUAGUGGCGCCCAUUUGUAGGCUUCUCAUCGUGCAAUGCGUACCCAAACGGGAAGGAGAGGCGGCUUUGCAUUUCUGUAGCGUCAACUGGAAACCUUUGAAGCCGUCGUUCCAGCAGAGCUCGAGCUCCUCCUAGGCAGGCCUGUUUUUUGGAUACGCGUGGUAGCGACAAUCGUGCUGCCUCGCCGAGCAGGGUACAGUGGAACAUGCGACGCGCAUUGCGUUGAAAAGGCAUCGUGCUUCUGCAGAGCGAUAUGCAUGCUCCCGAAAAGGCUGGCAUGCGCCCGUCCGAGUACAGCGCCACCCGAGGAGGCUUGCCCCCUCGACGAUCUCG
Prorocentrum cordatum is the source of this 1124-nucleotide messenger RNA. Lineage: Eukaryota; Dinophyceae; Prorocentrales; Prorocentraceae. The record is from the annotation of a GenBank genome assembly.